Messenger RNA from Trichomonas vaginalis G3, 2643 nucleotides. RefSeq lists its product as uncharacterized. Bases 1 to 2643 code for a protein of 880 amino acids. Lineage: Eukaryota; Parabasalia; Trichomonadida; Trichomonadidae. The transcript has a single exon. The record is from RefSeq and is a predicted model, not a curated record.
AUGAAAAGAACUUUAACUACUCAUAUUUCUCUUCCUUAUUCUGAUAGAGAACUUAUCGUAGAACUUACUAAGACAUUUGUUGGAGAUGAAGUUCUUACUUAUAUAAGAGAUGUUUUAAAAGAGAAAAUUCCAGAAAAUCCAAUUAUCUUAGUUGUUGGUAAAGAUACUAGAAAUCACAUUCUAAUAGACAACAUAAAGCUAGAAGAAAAUACCAAUUCAUCAUCAAUUAAACUCACAAUUAUUCCAGAAAUGAUGAACUUAUCAAUUAUUACUCCCGAUCAUAGAAAAAUUACAGUCAAAGUGCCUGCAGUUCAUACAGUAGGUGAUUUUGUUAAAAUAUUAUGCGAGAAAUUAAAUCUUUCUUCUGUUUUUGACUAUGGAUUAUAUUUUCAAGAGAAUGAUUCACUUCUUUCAUCACUAAAAGUCAAUUUACCACUAUGCGAAAACCGUGCGGUGAUAACCGAGCUGUAUAUGAAAAGAAGAUGGUGGCGACAAGAUUGUUACAAGAAUAUAUCAGCCGAUGAGCUUAAUUUCAUAUACAACCAGAUCCACAAAGAGUUUGUAGAUAUGCCAAAAGAUCCUAGCUUCUGGGAUUGCAUUGAAUUAGCUGGAAUUUACUCUGUAGUUAAGUUUAACAAGGACACGACACGUUUUAAAGAGGUCCUCAAGUCAGGCAAAACACAAAAAUACUAUCCGAAAUGCGUAGAAGGGUUUUUCAAUUCAAUAAAAAUUCAAAAAUCGUUCGAAAACCACUUAAAACAAGACAUUACAACUCUCAAGCAAGAAUUUGUCAAAAAAUUUCUAUCUUACGAGUUCGCUUUCUGCGAAUUAUUCCCGAUUUACAAAGAUAAAAAAUUACGAUAUCUUACAGCACAAGGAGAGUAUGUACUCAUCAUCAAAAAGGACAAGAAGACAGUUGUUGAUCGAUAUUACCAACUCAAAGUGAUCAGAUGGCAGCCUAUCGGUCAAAAAGAGUUACAUUUAAUUUAUUCCGGUACAAAAGUUGAAGAUAUCAUAUUUACAACUAAAGGCAACAUUGACAUCAUCCGAUUCCUUUCCGAUUACUUUGAUUUCAUCACUCCUAUUCUUCAGGACACACAUCGAAAAAGUUCACGAGAAAAACGACAGAAGAAAAUUGAACUCCAAAUUUCACCAAGGAUGACAAUUGUUAAGACAGAGAUCUCUAUGCCAUCUAUCACAAAAUCAGACUCAGUUGUCUACACAAAACCUAUCCCUUCUAAAAUUAUUUAUCCGUGUAUUCCAACAUUACCAAAAAGUGACAAUAAAAUUUCAAAAAGUGACAAUAAAAUACCAAAAAGUGACAAUAAAAUUUCAAAAAGUGGCACUCAAAAUACGAAACCAGAACUCAAAGAAAUCAACAUAGAUAGUAAACCAAAUGGAUUUGCAAAGCAAUGCAUCAAUUUAAUCCACCAAAUUGCGAAAAACCAAAUCGUUCUUCCCAUUCAGAAAAUGAUUGAUUUCAUUACUUCUAUUUCACCACAAUCAGUUAAAGAAAUCAAGUUCCUUGCAGACACGGACACCACAUCACCUGUUAUUGCAGUUAAUCUUGCAGCACGCGCAGCUGCAUCAAUCAUCAUCAAUGAAUGUCAUGAAUCGUCACUUUUUGUCAGUUUGACAAAACUUGGGGAAAUUGUUAUGUUGUAUGCACUUGACAAAUCAUGGUCAUUUGAUUACAGUGUUAAACCUAAUAUCAAAAAUCCAACACUCUCAGAAUGUUUCGUCAAUCUUUCUACAGAAGAACUUAAAGUUGAAGAGAGUCAACCACUUGUUUCAUUAAUUUUUUGUUCUCUUAACAUUUUCUUUCAUGCAACUCUUUUUUUGCUUGAAAGUGAACGUGUUCGAUCUGAAUUACUUUCUCCACAAAAGAAUUCGUAUUGCAUGCCAUGUUUUGAUUUAAUUAGUUUAGUCCAUUUACUUGACAUUGUUGGAGACAAAAACACCACGAAAACAGUUUCCAUUCUCCAAUCAUUUGUUAAAACAAUUCGAGAUCCAAGUACUGUUUUCAAGUUAUUGUCAUCAUACAACAGCAAUCUUUUUGAGGAAGAACCACAAUCCAUCAACGAAUACAUCUACAUUUUCGAGAUGGGUCGUGUUAUUAGUUAUUGUCUCUACCAAGUUCGUGGUGGCUUUAGUGUUUCACAUUUGUACGGUGUUUCUGUUUGCACAUUGUUGUGUAGUAAUUCAUCAGACACAAAGACAAAGAAACUGUGUUACGAAUAUUUCAAGAACUCAGUUAAUAAAGUUAACUAUUUCUGCAUGAACAACAUCUCAUUCACAUCAUGUGUUGAUUGCAAUGAGUCUAUGUUCCAUUCAUUUGUUUACGAGUUGAGUCACUACCAUCAGUCUGUUUCAGAUAUUGAGAAACUUAUGAAAGUCACUAAUUCUAUCUCAGAGUCCGAUCGAUACAAGAUCUUCUCUGACUUGGUUGAUGUUAUCCACGAAUCUAUGAAACAUAACGAACGAGAUAAAGCAGUUGAAACCGCUAAACGAUUAGCAUUCUUAUCUAUGUCCUUCAACUUAUUAUCUCUCAAGAACUACUCAAUUAAGAUGCUUGAUGCAGUUCACAAGUGGUCACAUGAAGAAAUUUCAGUUGAAGAAGCAAUCAAAUUAGUUGAUUAUUGA